Chanos chanos (milkfish) is the source of this 2378-nucleotide messenger RNA. It is a transcript of the gene ppp1r11, whose product is annotated as protein phosphatase 1, regulatory (inhibitor) subunit 11. Gene Ontology annotation, molecular function: protein serine/threonine phosphatase inhibitor activity; protein phosphatase 1 binding. NCBI's taxonomy places the organism in Eukaryota, Metazoa, Chordata, Actinopteri, Gonorynchiformes, Chanidae. The transcript is spliced from 4 exons. Gene Ontology annotation, cellular component: nucleus. The record is from RefSeq and is a predicted model, not a curated record. Bases 109 to 477 code for a protein of 122 amino acids.
ACAAUCUCAGACAGCGGUUUACCUUCACGUAGUGACACAUUUACAUAGAAGUUCAGUGGUUGGUAUCUUUCAGAAUAAGCCAGACUAGCUUGCCAGCUAACGUCGGCUAUGGCGGAGGCUCCAGGUACGUCGAGUGAGACGAUAACCGAGACCGUUCAGACGGGAACACCGCCACCGCCCCAGCAGGAGGGGCGAAGCUUGACCAUUAAGCUGAGGAAGAGAAAGACCGAGAAGAAGGUUGAGUGGUCCAGUGAUACUGUUGAUAAUGAGCAUCUUGGGAGGAGGUCCUCUAAGUGCUGCUGUAUUUACGAGAAGCCACGACAGUUUGGAGAAUCCUCCUCAGAGAGUGAGGGAGACGACGAGGAAGGCUGCGGAAGCGCUCACUGCAUUCUGGGUCACGGAAGAGGAAGGCAUGGACAGAGAGGGGGCGGGGGGACUACAGUGCCCCCCAGCUCUGGGGGAACAAACCCUCAUUAAUAACGAGAGGGGAUUUUUUCCCCUCGGCGUAAAAGGGGAAAGGGCAGGAUGGGCGUUUUCAUGCAUAAUUAUACAUCCACCUACUCACAUUCAGUUCAGCCAUCACAUUACUGGGUGAGAGUAAUAGCUGAUUGAUAAAUUGAAAAGAUUUGAACAAAAUGCAGAGAGACACGUUUUUUUUAUGCUGUGAGCAUACAUUGUGACUGGUGGGAGGGCUUCACGUUGCUUGCCAUCAGAAUGCUGAGGUUGUUUUGAAUUCACUGUACAUAAAUCAUCAAUUUUAUUAUUUUUUUAUAAAGUUUAAUUUUCUUUAUUUAUUCAUUUCUGUUAAUACUACAUAUUAAGAUCGUACUAACUUUUCUGAUAUUUUCCCAAAAAAUUGUCCCUCUGAUUGCAAAAUGCUUUGGGAAUACCCGUAGUGAUACCUCUAUUACAGUUAAAAGCAGCAGUAGUUCAAUUGGAAAAAGUGCUACUGUAUUCGUAAAGGGGGUGGAAAAAGAAAUGGUCUAAAUCUGGAGAAACGUGCAGGGCAGGCACUAUGCAUGUCUGUGUCCUAGUACAAACAUUGGUUCUAGGUUGCUGAGGUCUGUUUCAUACUUAAGCCCAUGAAAAUCGUAUGUAACCCUAACAUGAUCUAAACCAAAACAACUAAACAGCACAUAAUAUUAGAACAAUAAUACUGUUGUUCAUUUUGCGUGACCAAACUGGAGGAACUUGGUGGUAGUACAGCAUAAAUGUGAAUACUUCGAACGUUCUUGACUUCAUCUGUACAUUUGAUUGACACUUGACCUUGAGACAAUCAGACAGUUAUCAUACACAACACAGAUCACAAUGCAGCUGUAGGAACUGCUUGUUUAAACCCACAAAUAUCUUUAACAUCUACUUUUUUAAUUAGAUGAUGGAAACAUUGUUAGUCUGAAAACAGAAAAUAGAAGGAUUCACCACUUAAUUUCUCUUCAAAGAAUACAUGAAGGAUUAAAAAGAAAGAUCUAUUUUAGAUCUCUUGACAUUAGUAUGUGAUUAAAAUGCUAGUUUCCCAACUGUCCAAAAACUUAGAAAAUGUACUGCCUCUUCUUCCAUGUGUUAAGUGUGUCCAUAUGGACACUGAAUGGUGACCAGAUUGUUUUGUGGACAAAAUGUUAACAAGGGAAUAGAAAGAAACAACAAACAGAUGAUUACCAAUGAUUGCCUCCAUUACCAGUGUGAUAGAACUGAGAUUAAGGCGUGAGAAUGGAAAGAUUUGAAUAUUUUUGGGCUGCAUAGAUUGAACAGGUGCAUCCCAUUCAUGACAGUCACAAAUCCACAGUACCAUCACAGAUUGAAUGACACAAGGCAUCAAAUUGCUCUUAUCACUGGUGCAUGUAAAUCCAAUUCAGUUGGAAAAAGAGGUUCAUACAGUGCCCUCUGUAGUCACUACUAAAAUCCUGUUGCUACUGUUCAGUAUUUUCCCAUAUUUACUUAAAUGGAUUUUUAUUUGGAGUUAACACGUGAGAGAUGCAUGCUGUUGGCUGGAGUGUGUUAUAGUCAGAGCAAUUCCACUCUAAACGCUGUUGUUUGGACUAAGCUUAAAACGUUCUGUCUGCUGAUUAGGUGAUAAGGAGGAACUGUUUGUUUUGAUGAGAUUCAGAGGGUGCAUGGCAAAGUGCUGUUGAAGAUUGCGUAAUGUGUCUAGUCUGACCAAAUCUCACUGUCCUUUACAGAACACUCAUCAUUUGAGGUUCCACACUCCACUUUGCAACUCUGUUUAAUUAGCUCAUUAUUUCAGAGAAAUGACUUUCAUAACAUCCAGGUAAAUGCCUCCAUUUUCUAUGAUAUGCAUAUGUGUGAUGCUCCUGUACUGUGAAUGCACCCCUGUCUGUACAUAGCCAAAAUCAUAACAGAGCAGAUUUAACAUGAAUAAA